UCCAAACGCUGCAAAGCUCAGUCACGAAAUCUAUCCAUCUCAUAUGUGGAUGGAAUGACCCCACCAGUCACAAAAGAACGUCUUUUGCAUUAUUUUGACGUCACACUAUUUUCCUGGUAGUGCUUCCUUGUUCGGAUUUUUUUGAGAACGGGACUUGCCCACAAAGAAAGAAUUCCAUUGAGAGUCAAAACCGCAGAUUAAUCCAGACGUGUGUGGAGAACCAUCAGAGCAUUCAACAUGUACGCACCAGGGGCUCAAGGGAUCAUGGAUGCCACAAUUCAGGACGAGAGGAGGAUUGUUCUGGUCGGAAAGACCGGAGUGGGAAAGAGCGCCUCUGGGAACACUAUCCUGGGGAGAGAAGCUUUUCAGUCGGAGCUGUCGCCGUCCUCACUCACCGCAGAGUGCAGUAAAGCCAAAGGAGCCGUUGGCACACGGAAAGUGGCCAUCAUAGACACUCCCGGACUGUUUGAUACAAAUUUCACUCAGGAGGAAGUCCUGAACAAGAUCAAGAUGUGCAUCUCUCUGUCUGCCCCUGGACCCCACGUCUUCCUGGUGGUUCUGCAGCUUGGCAGGUUUACCAAGGAGGAGCAGGAAACUGUUCAGAUGAUCCAGACUACUUUUGGUGAAGAUGCAGCCAAAUAUACCAUGGUGUUGUUCACACAUGGAGACCAGCUGAAGGGCCAAACCAUUGAGGAAUUUGUUGCAUACAGCCCAGAGCUGAUUGCCAUCAUAAAGCAUUGCCACAACAGGUACCACAUCUUCAACAAUGAGGUCAAAGAUCCCGUUCAAGUCAAUCAACUCCUGGACAAAAUUGACAUGAUAACCAAGUUUAAUGGAGGAGGAUACUACACGAACGAGAUGUUCCAGAAGGCAGAGGAAGCAAUUCAGAUGGAGAAGGAGCGAGUUCUUCAGGAGACGAAGGCAGAAAGGCAGAGGGAGCUGGACCAACUCCGCGCCAUGUACUCUGGAUACAUGUACACCCAGUACGAGUCUCAGGUGUUCAGCAGAUACGAGAGCGAGGCCCGACAUCGAGCAGAGAGGAGAAACCGCUUCCUCGACAGAGAAUCGGUUGCUGUAGCUACUAAAUACGGGGCUGCCGUUGGAGGCGUGAUGGGGAUUCUUGGAGGUCCAGUUGGUAUGGCGUUGGGAGCUGCUGCAGGCGCUGCUGCUGGCGCUGCUCUUGGAGCAUUGGUUGUGCGAUUCCCAGAUCGUUGUCGCAUGCAGUAAAGACAACAUACCACGGAUCGGUGACGGAUUAAGUUUGUUGGGUUUUUUCUCUGUAUUUCAAUAGGUGCAUGUAUGCACAUUUUAACUGUACUGACAGAAUCUAAUCUCAGAUUUUGUAACCCUUCCGCUCUUCUAGGCUUUUUUACAUUAAAAGUAGGGUCAUCUGGACCCCACAAGACAGUGUGUUAAACUUUUUUUUCAAUGAUUGUCGAUCUUUACUGGUGUCCAAUGACAGACAUGAAGUCUUGUCCACUUUGUCAGGGAAGGGCUAACUCCUCAAUGUAAGGGUGGGGUCAUCUGGACCCCACAAGAGAGCACGUUUGUGGUUUUUGUAUUAUUACCAGUUUCUACUCUUUUACUUGUACUCUUUUUCUGCGUUGUAGUGCAGUUUCCUUCUGCAGCUGGUGCCAAUAUACAGAAGGUGCAGCAUGCUAAUGUUAGCACCAACAGUUGGAUACAAAAACUGGUGAAAAAUGUUUAUGCAUAACAGAACUGUCAAGUAACAUAUGAGCAAAAUGUAAUCUUUGUUUUUUCAAAUUAUUCUUCCAAUUUUUUCUUUGCCCACAUCCACCUGUAAGACUCAAUAGUUUCUCCUUGGGUUUUGUCUCUUUGUAUUAAAAUAUUCUGUAUCCUUAAUUGCAAAUGUUGAAAGUAAACCUACACACUACAAUAACUGAUGCUUUGGUUGAUUUCUGACUCAAUUAUGGAUAUGUCCAACUAUGAUUUAAUUGUGAGCGUUUAUAUUUUUAUUUUUCUGAAGUACACUCCACUUCUGUAAAUAACUCCUAAUAAAGUUGAUUCAUCAAAAAAAUGA
Molecule: messenger RNA, 2041 nt
Organism: Oryzias melastigma (Indian medaka)
Lineage: Eukaryota; Metazoa; Chordata; Actinopteri; Beloniformes; Adrianichthyidae
Product: GTPase IMAP family member 7
Exons: 2
Coding region: 238-1227 (329 amino acids)
Molecular function (GO): GTP binding
Source: RefSeq, a predicted model, not a curated record